Molecule: messenger RNA, 6043 nt
Organism: Zingiber officinale
Lineage: Eukaryota; Viridiplantae; Streptophyta; Magnoliopsida; Zingiberales; Zingiberaceae
Product: TATA-binding protein-associated factor BTAF1
Exons: 25
Coding region: 1-5763 (1920 amino acids)
Molecular function (GO): DNA binding; ATP-dependent chromatin remodeler activity; TBP-class protein binding
Source: RefSeq, a predicted model, not a curated record
AUGGUUGAUUCUAAUGCUGAUGCCACGAUUUCGUUGGCAUUGGCUCAAAGGAAGGAGGGACCUGCUACAAUGUAUUUCUCUCAAAGGGUGUGGGUUCUCUUGUUCUAUUUAUUACACUAUUUUCAGAAUUCACUCCUAACUUUUUUGGCUUCAGGAUUAGAUUUCUGUGAGCAGUUUAUGGAUGUCAGUGAUGUGAUUAAGGAUGAAGAUCUUAUGGCACAGAAAACUUAUAGUGGAUUUGGAUCCAACAAUGGAUAUUGGGCUUUACAGUCAGGACACAACAUCCAGCAACUAGUUGCUACUAUGGUUCCAGGCCAUCGGCCUAAAAGGUUAAGUGCUAGGGAGUUAAAUCUCCUAAAACGUAAAGCCAAGGUAUCUGCAAGAGAUCAGACUAAAAGCUCGGCUGAGGAUGAUGAUCUCCAAAAAUCAGUGACCUCUAAAGUGGCAUAUCCUGAUACUUUGGAUAUUGCCAAGGAUUCAAAUGAUACUUUCGAUGAAGAUAACCUUGAUCGUGGUCAGGGUGGGAGCUGGCCAUUUCGCAGCUAUGUGGAUCAGCUUGUUCAUGAUAUAUUUGAUCCUAUUUGGGAAGUUCGUCAUGGAGCAAUGAUGGCUCUUAGAGAAAUUUUAACCCAUCAAGGUUCAUGUGCUGGAGUCUACCACCCUAAUCAGAGAUCUGAAUAUUCCUUGCUGGUUGGUUUUGAUGAGAAAACUUCUAUAGGCUCAACAAGAAGUAUAGGGGAAAUUGAUCUGAAUAUGCAAUACAGUGCCAAUGAAUUUGAACCAGAGUUAAAGAGACACAAAGCUGGUGGUGAAUUUGUUUCAUUGCAUGAUACAGUUGGGUUCACAGGCAAGCAUAUGGAAGAUAGCACUUGCACGAGCAUAGAAGGUUAUCCACUGGAGACAACUUCUACAUCUGUCACCUAUAAGGUUGAUAUUGAUCAUGUCAAGGUUGAACCAGAUCUUUUCAUUGAUGAUUUCAGCUCAAAGUUGAAAGGGGAGAAUGUGGAAUCUGAUAAAUUAUCUUUUGAGAGCUGUGCAUCCUUGUCAAAAAUGAGUUUUCCAGCAAAUCUUCCUGAAACUUCCGAAGUAGCAAAGUUGAUAAAGCUUGCUAGACAUUCGUGGGCUAAGAAUUGGGAGUUCUUGCAAGACUGUGCCAUCCGUUUCCUGUGUGUGCUUUCUUUGGACCGCUUUGGCGAUUAUGUUUCGGAUCAGGUUGUUUCUCCUGUUCGUGAAACUUGUUCUCAAGCCCUUGGUGCUGUGCUUAAGUACAUGCAACCUUCUCUAGUUGUUGACACUCUGAAAAUUUUACUCAAAAUGCAGUGCAGGCAGGAAUGGGAAGUUCGGCAUGGAAGCCUUUUAGGGAUAAAAUAUUUAGUAGCUGUUCGCCCAGAAAUGGUUGCCGGUUUGCUUGAUUAUGUUCUGCCUGCCUGUAAGGCUGGGCUUCAGGAUCCAGAUGAUGAUGUUAGAGCUGUUGCCGCUGAAGCCUUGAUACCAACUGCUGCAGCAAUUGCAUCACUUGAUGACCAAGUCCUACAUUCAAUUGUAAUGCUUCUAUGGGAUAUUUUGUUAGACUUGGAUGACCUCAGUCCAUCUACAAGCAGUGUGAUGAAUUUGUUGGCAGAGAUAUACUCUCAGCCUGAGAUGGUUCCAAAAAUGAUGGAGAAAUUGAGUAUGGUAGGGAAGCAGGAAAUUGAUCUCAAUGAAGUAUCUCUUGAAGAGCAGGGAGAAGAUAUUAACAAAAGUAAGGAAAAUCCUUAUAUGUUGUCUACUCUAACACCCCGGUUAUGGCCAUUUAUGAGACACACCAUAACUUCAGUUCGCCAUUCAGCCAUCCGCACUUUGGAGCGUCUUCUUGAAGUCAGUUUCACGAGAAGUUCUUCCAUGUCUGUAGCUGCCAGGUUUUGGCCUACUUCAAUAUUAAGUGAUGCAUUGAGGAUAGUGUACCAGAAUAUGCUUUUGGAGUCAAAUGAUGAAAUUCUUUGCUCGUCAGAGAGAGUGUGGAGGCUCCUGCUGCAGUGUCCAGAGAAGGAUUUGGAAGUGGCUGGAGGGUUGUACUUUUCUUCUUGGAUUGAGAUUGCAACCACUCCCUAUGGUUCUGCUUUGGAUACUACAAAAAUGUUUUGGCCAGUUGCCCUCCCUCGCAAAAGCCAUUUUAGAGCUGCUGCUAAAAUGAGAGCUGUAAUGCUGGAAGGGUCUGCAAAAGAAAAUGCUUUGCAAGAUAAAAGUUUUGACCUUUCUGCCAGCAUCCCUAUGAUAAUUAUAGGUGCAGAUAGUGAGAAAUCAGUGAUCCAUACACGUGUUACUACUGCAACAGCCUUGGGUGUGUUUGCAUCCAAGUUGCCUGAGACUUCUCUGCAAGUUGUUGUUGAUUCAUUAUGGAAAGACAUUUCCUCUUCCUCUGGAGUUCAACGACAGGUGGCUUCAAUGGUUAUUGUUGCUUGGUUUAAGGAGCUUAAAAGAAGGGGUGCUGUUGUAAAUCAGGGAUUCUUAGUUGGGCUUUUGGACCAUGUGAAACAAUGGCUAUUAGAUCUGUUAUCAUGUUCUGAUCCAUCUUUUCCAACUAAAGGUUCAGUUGAUUCUUACGCUGAACUUUCAAGGACUUACUCAAAAAUGCGCAAUGAAGCCAAUCACCUGUUGUUUUCAGCUCAGUCUGCUGGCAUAGACAAGGACUACAUAUCGAACAUCAAGUUCGAAUGGAAAUCACUAACUGUUGAUGAAGCAAUUAAUUUUGCUUCAAGCCUUACUCUGCCUGCUGAAUCAAGUCUUCUUGAAAAUUUAGAAAAACAUUUGUUGGAUGAUAUGGAAUCUGCAAAACGACAACUUGUGUCUACUUCAGGUUACUUGAAAUGUGUUCAGAACAACUUGCAUGUCACUGUGACGGCUUUAGUUGCUGCUGCAGUGGUCUGGAUGUCACAGUUACCAUCCAGACUCAAUCCAAUUAUUUUGCCUUUAAUGGCAGCUGUUAAGAGAGAACAGGAGGAAUUACUACAAGAAAAAGCUGCAGAAGCACUUGCUGAGCUGAUUUUUCAAUGUAUUGGUAGAAAACCGAGCCCCAAUGAUAAAUUAAUCAAAAACCUUUGCAGCUUGACAUGUUUAGAUACAUCUGAGACACCCCAAGCUGCUGUGAUAAAUUCAGUUGAGGUUAUUGAAGAUCAAUACUUAUUAUCCUUUGGUAAGGUAACUAAGGUUGACAAAUCGAAAAUUCAAAUGGCUUCUUCUGGAGAAGACAAGUCUAAAGUAGAGGGCUUCCUAAGCAGGCGCGGGUCUGAAAUGGCACUAAAGCAUUUAUGUGAAAAAUUUGGAUCGUCAUUGUUUGACAAACUCCCUAAGAUGUGGGAUUGCCUUACUGAGGUUCUGAAACCUAUAGCUCAAGAUGAUGAGCAGAUUCUUCAUAUGGCAAACCCUUGUAUGGAUAAUGAUCCACAGGCAUUGAUAAACAAUAUUCAGUUGGUUCGAUCUAUUGCACCUGUGGUAAAUGAGUCAAUAAGACCUCAGUUGCUCACUAUUCUUCCAUGUGUUCUUGCAUGUGUUCGCCACCAUCACAUGGCUGUAAGAUUAGCUGCCUCACGAUGCAUAACCUCCAUGGCCAAGGUGAUGGAAUCUAGUGUAAUGGGAGCUGUUGUCGAGAAUGUUGUCCCAAUGUUAUCAGAUUCGACAUCUGCACAUGCAAGACAGGGAGCUGGAAUGCUAGUGCAUUUGCUUGUUCAGGGUCUGGGAGUGGAGUUGGUACCCUAUGCUCCUUUGUUUGUGGUUCCACUUCUGCGGUGUAUGGCUGACAGCAAUCAUGCUGUCAGACAGACUGUGACCCAUAGCUUUGCUGCUCUUGUACCAUUACUUCCAUUAGCAAGAGGCGUCCCUUCACCUACAGGACUAAGUGAGACUUUAUUAAGGAAUACAGAAGACACACAGUUUUUAGAACAGCUUCUUGACAACUCUCAUAUUGAAGAUUACAAUAUCCCAUUUGAUCUCAAAGUAGCAUUAAGAAGGUACCAGCAAGAAGGGAUCAACUGGUUAGCUUUUCUGAAACGCUUCAAGCUUCAUGGAAUUCUAUGUGAUGACAUGGGCCUUGGUAAAACACUUCAGGCAUCAGCAAUAGUGGCAUCUGAUAUCGUGGAACAACGCGCCCACAACAGUUCCAAAGACCUUCUGUCUCUGAUUAUUUGCCCAUCCACGCUAGUUGGUCAUUGGGCAUAUGAAAUAGAAAAAUAUAUUGACAAUUCCUUAAUGGUUACCCUUCAGUAUGUUGGUUCUAACCCAGAAAGGGCAUUGCUUCGUGAUCAAUUUGAAAAGUGCAAUGUGGUCAUAACAUCUUAUGAUAUUGUUCGUAAGGAUAUUGAUUUCUUGGGAAACCUUUCUUGGAACUAUUGCAUUUUAGAUGAGGGCCAUAUUAUCAAGAAUUCAAAAUCUAAAAUAACAAGUGCUGUGAAACAGUUGAAAGCUGAGCACCGUCUUAUUUUGAGUGGCACUCCUAUUCAGAAUAACGUCUUAGAACUUUGGUCUCUUUUUGACUUCUUAAUGCCUGGAUUUCUUGGGACAGAGAGACAGUUCCAGACUACUUAUGGGAAACCAUUGUCGGCUGCAAGAGAUUCAAAAUGUUCUGCUAAGGAUGCUGAAGCUGGGGUUCUUGCCAUGGAAGCUUUGCAUAAGCAGGUCAUGCCGUUCCUCCUCCGUCGAACUAAGGAUGAAGUCUUAAGUGAUCUUCCUGAGAAGAUUAUUCAAGAUAGAUACUGUGACCUGAGUCCUGUUCAACUAAAAUUGUAUGAACAUUUUUCUUUUUCAAGUGCCAAAAAGGAAAUAACAAGCUUGGUUAAAGAAUAUGAGGCGAGCUCUGUAGGAGAAUCUACUGCUUCAAAAGCAACUUCUCAUGUCUUUCAGGCCAUGCAAUAUCUACUAAAACUAUGUAGUCACCCAUUGCUUGUUAUUGGUGAAAAGACACACGACUCCCUUGUCUCGCUUCUAUCAGAUGUUAUUCCAGGCUGCACUGAUCUUUACCGUGAGCUCCAUGAACUUCGUCAUUCUCCUAAAUUCGUCGCUCUUCAAGAGAUUCUUCAAGAAUGUGGAAUAGGUUUAGAUCAAUCAAGUUCUGAUGAUGCCUUAACUGUUGGCCAACAUCGAGUAUUAAUUUUUGCUCAACGCAAGGCUGUCUUGGAUAUCAUUGAGAAGGAUCUUUUUAGGACCCAUAUGAAGAGUGUGGCAUACUUGCGGUUAGAUGGCUCUGUUGAAUCUGAAAAGAGAUAUGAUAUUGUCAAAGCAUUUAAUUCUGACCCAACAAUUGAUGUUCUGCUGCUCACAACUCAUGUUGGUGGGCUUGGACUGAAUCUUACAUCUGCUGAUACACUUGUUUUUAUGGAGCAUGACUGGAACCCAAUGAAAGAUCUGCAGGCUAUGGAUAGAGCACACAGGUUGGGUCAGCGGAAAGUUGUCAACGUCCAUCGACUCAUUAUGCGUGGUACUUUGGAAGAGAAAGUCAUGAGUCUGCAGAAGUUCAAAGUAACUGUUGCUAAUGCUGUUAUCAAUGCUGAGAAUGCAAGCUUGAAAACCAUGAAUACAGACCAGUUGCUUGAUCUUUUUGCUUCUUCAUCAACUGUCCGAAUGGGAACCCAAGCUUCGACAAGCAUUGGUAGCAAUAUGGACAAUGAUCCAAAGUCCUUGAUCAGUGGGAAAGGCUUGAAAUCCAUUAUCAGUGGGCUUGGGGAGUUGUGGGAUCAGUCGCAAUAUGAAGAGUACAACCUAAACCAAUUCUUGGAAAAGCUCAAUAGCUGAGUCUUUAGAGUAUUGCAGUUGGAAAAGCUCAAUGACUUAGGUAUUGCAAUGUACAGGGUGAUUCAGGAGAGUCCAUCAACGCCAUUUUUGAAUGUGUUACUCGUGAUUUUUUUGUUCUUCGAACAUGCUAAUUUUUGCAGCUGCUAACAUCUAGGUGAUCCAAAUUUUUAGGAGGGCAGGGAUGGAUCACUAGAAUCACGAUGGGCAUUUCAUGUAUAAAUUUCAGUUGUAUGACAACUUAUCUUGUUAUCUAAAUGUCCAUUAAUCAUUCCACACGUUA